Messenger RNA from Vicia villosa (hairy vetch), 330 nucleotides. RefSeq lists its product as uncharacterized. The transcript is spliced from 2 exons. The coding region runs from base 1 to 330 and encodes 109 amino acids. NCBI's taxonomy places the organism in Eukaryota, Viridiplantae, Streptophyta, Magnoliopsida, Fabales, Fabaceae. The record is from RefSeq and is a predicted model, not a curated record.
AUGAAUAAAAUCCGAUCUCGGGCAUGGGAAAUUCUAGGCGAUUCAACGGCUCGUUUGUCUCAAAGUUCAAGGCAGGAGGAUUUAUCCGCUUCCGAGGUUGCUGAAGAUGCUGGCGAAACAUUGGAACUGUUUUAUCAAUGUCGAUGCGGUGACUACUUCUCUGUGGAUUUGUCGAAGUUGCAGAAAAUGGGAUAUUCCUUGUUGAGAGAUGGAAGCAACGUAUCUGUACGCAAUGCUGAUGCUUUACCCGGAUCAGUGAUUCUUCCUUGUGAAUCGUGUUCGUUGAAAGCUCGGCUUGUACUCAGUAUCGAUGAUAGUUGGAAUUAUUAA